AUAGGCUGCGCGUUACGAGUUUUUUUCACCUGCGCGUAAAUAUGUCAGUGGCGUACGGGCGAUACUAAAACAAAAAUAUUCUCCUCUCGAGUUUGAACUUUUUCCAGCUCAGUGACAUAUCAAGUACAUUUUCUCCGUUAAAAUGUAAGUGAGCAUUGUCAUGAGUGUAACGACGUCGCAAGAGCACUCUUACCUGAAGGUGCUAUUCGACUUCCAAUACAAAACAGCGGAGGGACGUGAAAUAGUAAUAAAAAAGAAUGAGCGUUUGUAUCUUUUGCAAAAGACAAACGCCGACUGGUGGCAAGUCGUGCGAAAUUUGGAGCAGAGGUCGUUUUAUGUGCCGGCGUCUUACGUUCGCGAAAUAUCAAAGAACUCUGGUACGUCAGCGAGGAAGAAUUCAGAGGAGGAGAGAGAUACAAUAUUUGAACCACCGCCACAGAAUCCAAGCUACAAAAGUAUGCCAAAGGAAUCUUCUAAUGCAAUGCGCAACGUGAAAAAAUGGCUCGCCAGUGCGAUAGACAGCAAAUCGGAGCCUCCCAAAAUUCACGAGAGCGAAACUCCAGCAAAAUUCGAUGAGUCUGCAUCCAAAAGCCGAUUGAGAGUCGGCCUCGAAGACAUGAAAACUAAGUCUUUGGAGCGUGAUCGGAGAUCUGGACACUUCAGCGAUAGAGAAGAAGAUGGAAUGAACGGAAGUCCGCGAUCGCGGGACAGUGGUGAAUACCACGAGAAUCCGAGCAAGAUUGUGAAUCGAUUCAGCACGAGUCCAAAGGCUUCAGGCUUGCAGUAUCGAAUGGAAGCAUCUUUGCAAGAUCCGUUUCGUCGGGAGCUCGAGAGUAGUUUGGACCGUCGUAAUUUGGGCGUCAAAUUGGGAGGGCGAUUGAGAACAACAUCGAUGAAUUCGGAGGGUAGUAACGUGGACAGUGACGGCGGUGAUUCGCGGGAGGCGAGUGACAAGUUGGAGAAGGAUUCGAGGGUGGAGAGGAGGAGCAAUUUGUCGAUACACGAAGAAUCUCCGCAGGACAGUCGUGCGUCGAGUAGAAACAGCAGAUCGUUGGACAUCGAUGGAGGGAGCAAACGUGGGGAAAGGAGCACGAGUCCGAAGCCAAUUUACGGUCGUCAAAUGACGAUCGCGGGUGGAAGCGCGGACAAAAAAAUUGCGAGUUUUGAGGGAGGAGGGAGCGAUCACAAAAUUUUGAACGACAAACGACGCACGUGGGCGGUCGAAGAGCUCAUGUCGGAACUCACGCAAAUGUGUAAAGAACGUGGAAAUACGAAAAAGCCACCUUUCCAAUUGAAGAGCACCGAGGUCAAAGGAAACUUCGAUCCCAUCGAGAAACUCACGAGAGAAAUUCACGAAAUGAAUCGCAUGAGAAGCGAGACCGUUACGACCGAAGGGACGGAACCUUCGAAGAAAAACGUUUGUAAAAUUGCCAUCAAUUCUUCGAGCCCGAUUAAUGCUGAACAGGAAGAUUCCCAAGACUCAAUUUUGCGUAACAAACAAACGGAAAUAUUGCACAAAUUAAACAAAAGCACCAACUACACCGAGCCCGAAAUCGAUUCCGCUACAUCCUCGUCUCCAAAAGCACUCAAAUCUCCAAAAUCGCCAAAGAUACUCGACGAGUACAACGAAGCAAAUAUUCUCAACGACUGUAACAGCUCCGAAGUCCCGUUACGUUCUCCGAUCCACCGAUCCUUAUCACCAGAUAAGCAAUCUUAUUAUCAGAAACGUUCGAGUCCGGCACACGCUUCGGUUGAAACGAGCGUCAAGGAGCCGUUCUAUUCCAACGUCAAAUUUAAUCCGGAAAAAGUAAAAGCGCGACCGAAAUUGAAGCUCAAAAUGGUCGAGCCAGCGACCGAGUUGAAGCUGACGCCUUCCCUCGAGAAACUCGCAAGCGAAAUACAAUUUUUGCCGGCUAAAAGGACCAACAAAACGGAUACAAGUGCCAACAGGGAAGACCGCGAUGUUGACAAGAGUUACGAGGAGACUUCGUCGCACUCGGACGACUCGCUUGAUCGACGAGAGUAUCUCGGGGCGUCGAGGCACUUCGAGUCUAAGUUGCGUUACAAAGGCAGUUUUAAAACGAAGCACGAAACGAAGCACAGGGAGCGUGAGAAGCGCGGUGACAGGACCGAGGAAGAAAAGUCGAGCGUGAAGAAAAGUUCGACUUUCAAUUGUGCAACGAUACCGGAAUGUUACCGGCGUUUUCGCAGAUGCGAUUUCGUCGACCGCUUCGAACCGGUUCUCGAGCAUUCGUCCGCGGCUUACAAGAGACGAAGCCGGAGUUUGAGCGACCUCGAGGCCAUGGACGCGAAGUAUUACGAGGAAGAUAAGCAGUCGGCCUCGGAGGCUAAAAUCCCCAAAAGCAAACCGAUUCCACUCCCCAGAACGAAAAUCCCAGCGGUCCAAAUUCGCGAGAGUCCUUCCCUGGGCUCAUCCGGUUUGGAAGCUCCAACGAAUCUCGGCAAUCACAGCAGCACUCCCCUUUCGUCUGGAAACAACCUCGAAAAGAUCCCACAUCGAAUCAUUCCGGAGCCGAGAAAAUUGAGUAAAAAUAAAAGCAACGAGGACAACAGUUGGCAGAGCAGCAAACGACACGAGGCCACGAUUUUCUCGAACCUCGAAAAGCGCAACGUCAACAUCGAGUCCAGCACUGCCGUCGGCUUCAAGAGUCUCCUCUGCGCCUCCGACUCCGGAUCUGACAAUUGUUUACAAUCCAAAGAACUGCUCUCAACCUCCGCGGACAAUUUGAACGAUCGAGGCUCUCUGAGGUCCGCUAGAAAAUCACACUCCAGCGUCAAUUUCAACGAUCGAUCUCGCACCGCCAGGGAAAGCUUGUCCGACGAUCAAAUACUCAGCUCCAACGCGAGCUCCGAAGCUCUGCAUUCCGAGUCCGAAGUCACACCCACCUUCGACGUCUCCUCGCAACACAGUCCCAUCACUGCUACUGCUAGCCAAGAAUCCUUCGAGUGUGCUAUCGAUUUGCCGCCCGGAUGGAAACAGAGCUACGACUCCAAUAUCGGACAGAUUUGCUUUAUCAGCGAACAAGGAAACAAGUGGUUUUCGUCGAGCGAUGCAGAGGGCAAAAUAUACUUCUUCGAGGAGAACAGUAACGAAUCUUCGUGGGUUUUGCCACCGGUCGAGAGUGGAAAAUCUAAUGCGAACGAUGUGGACGAGAAAAAAGAUAAGCUCGAUCUUGAUAGAUCGGCGAGUGAUAAAGAGGAAACCGGAAGUGCACGGAGCAAUGUACAGCCUAAUCAGAGUAUGGGUAGUCGAGAAUUGUUCACGAAGAAAACUGCUCCGAUUGGCGGUGAUUGGCCGCAUUUGUGCGAUGGAAAUAAUAUGCUCGUACUCAAAGAGGGAGUUAUAAAUCGUACGAAGAUCACGGAAAAUGGGAAAAAACUGCGAAAAAAUUGGAGCACCUCUUACGCCGUGCUAACGGAAUUAUUUUUAUUAUUUUUCAAAGAUGCAAAAACGUUCGCGAUGAUGAAAACGGGACAAUCCUCGAUGGCGAAACCCGACAUAUCCGUUGACUUGAACGGAGCUUUGGUGGAGCCUGGCGAACGAGCGAGCAGUCGCAAAAACGUUUACAUGAUCAGUACCGUACUGGGACUCCAAGUUCUCGUUCAGAGCGACAAUACCGCUGUUGCGACCGAAUGGUUUCAAGACAUACACGCUGCGAUAAGAAAACUGCCAUCGAGCUUCAAAUCCCAGGCAAAACCAUUGCCGAUUACGACUGAGAUUCGGAAAACGAGUGGCGGUAAACAACCCACUGAAGUAAAUCAUCAAGAAGAUACCAAAAAAUCGACAAAGGUCGCUCGCUCGAGAUCGAUGAAAAUGAAAAGACUGGACGAUUCGUUGGAAGAUUUGAGUGGCAGUGCAGCUGAAAGACAGACCAAAAUAAAAGCGAAGUUGCGACGGUUUUUCUUGAGGAGACCAGCCGUCGAAUUGUUGGUGAAAAAUGGCAUUUACAAAGAUGAACCCGCGUUUGGCUCUUACCUGAGCGAUGUCUGUCCCGCGGAACCACCGAGAGUUCCACUCUUUGUAAAAACUUGCAUCGAAGUAUUGGAGAGCAAUGAAGAAAAUAUGAAGACUGAUGGCUUGUACAGGGCCAGUGGCAACCUCAGCCAAAUACAAAAGAUUAGGCUUCAGGUUGAUCAGUACAAGCUCGACGUACUGGCACAGGAAGAAGAUGUUCACGUUUUGGCGGGUGCUUUAAAAUUGUUCUUUCGGGAACUGAAAGAACCUCUUAUACCGUCGUCGUUCUUCAAAGAAGCUGUUAACGCGAGCAUGUUGAAAAAGAACUCUGCGAAAAUUCAAUGCUUCAGAGAAAUAGUGAAAGCCCUGCCACCCCCGAAUUACGAUACUCUGCAAUUCCUGCUGAAGCAUCUUUUGAGAGUGACAUCGUAUCAAGAAUUCAAUCGCAUGCACAUACCGAAUUUGGCAAUAGUAUUUGGACCAACACUAAUGUGGCCCGCUGAAGAAAGCGCAAACAUGGCAUUGGACUUUAUGCAACAAAAUUUAGUUAUCGAAUGCCUUUUAUCCGAGUACAAUAAGAUAUUCAAAUAGUUUUAAAAGUAUUUAUUUUUUUUAAAUGAUAUGAAGAAAGACGAUUUAUUGCGCGUUUACGGGGGAGGGAAUUGUUGCUUGAUCCAUUCCGGCGAAGUGAACACAAUGAGAGAGCGUGGAUUGAGAUAUAUUUUUCGAAAUAUAGUUUUAAAAGAGAGUCAGUAUAUAUUGGUGAAGAAAGAAAGAAAGAAAGAGAGAGAGAGAGAGAGAUAUUAAUUAAAAGAGAAUGAGGCAAGAGCAACGAACAGUGAGAUUUCGAACAUUAGCAAGGCUUGAAUCGACAUUAAGAAUGCCGACGUAAUAUUCAUCAGCGCGAAGAGUCCCAACGACCAUUCAAGAUUGUGAGAAGCAAGGAAUGAUCGAUCGUUUAGUGCUAAAAAAAAUGCUCGCGACUCCGGAUCGUCGCAUUGAAAUAGUGCGAAAACAGAGUAUACAAGCAAAUCACAAAUUAUACUGUUUAUUACGUGUAUAUCAAGGCUGUGUCCCUACAUCACAGUGUACACGAGAUCCCACAGAGCUCUUAGAUAUAUAUACGUAUAUAUACGAGUUAUUUUUGGCAAAAAUCCUUGACGUUUCACUAAAAACUUUCAAAUCAAUCGAUAAUUAUUUACAUUCGUUUACUGUGCCAAUAAGCACUCUCAACCAACUUCAUAUUUUGCUGUCGAUUUUAAUACAAUAUUAAAUCUUCGGAAUGAAAUAUGUUCUUUAACUCCAUAUCAAUCGAUAUUAAAACUUUAAAAACUAUUCGUGAAAUGUUCUAAGGGUAGUUUCAAUAAGAAAAGUAUUAAAAACAAUUGGAAAAAGGCCAGAAUUUAACGUUAUUCGAUUUUGCUAAAAAUACCUCUAAAUAUACGAUAUGAUUACCUACCAGAAAUGUAUUAUCAAAAAAACGAAAAAUUUACUGUACGUAUGAAUGUAUAUAUAUGACGUUUAAGUGGAAAAAGGUUUUAACGUAGUUUUGGGUGAACCAAAUGUUUUUGGAGUAUAUAAAAUAUACCUACCAUUCGCCAAAAAAGAAAAAAAAAAGUAAAAACAUAGUGAGCAAGAGAGAUUAAUGUACAUCAGUCGAUCUAACGAGGGCAAUCAUCGACUGGAAAUCCCGAAUACGUAUUCGUCAGCCAAAUCAGCAAGUUCUUUAAACGUCCGCUUAUGAGCAAUUCAACAUUCCACUGAAAGAUUCCUUGAUUCGCGUCCAACGCCCAAAUAGGCUUUUGCUCGUAUAUAUUGCGAUAUGCAGAAAACGAAUGGUACUCUAAGAAUAAAUCCGGUAUUUGUUUUAUUCUCGAUUCCUUUAGAGCUUUAAACUUAGCACGAUAUUCUUUUUAAUCAGAUACACUCAAUGUUUAAUAAUCGUACGUUCCCACAGAUGAACGUUCCUCGUCUACGUGUUAUUUUAUAACCUUCAUGGUCCAACCGAAUCGUGGGAAAUACGAAAGAGAAUUUUGUGAAAGAAGCUGUGGAGAGUUUGAGGGAAAGUGCCAUCGCGCGUUUCUUGUGAAUUUGUUUUUUUAUUUUUCGUUUUCAUUUGCAUCACAAAAUUGGCACAAACGAAAAACAAAUGUGAAGGUAUGACAAAUCAGUACGAGACAUGGUAAUCUAUGAUCUUUGUUUUUAUUUUCGAUCGAGAUUCACCACGAAGGUUUUUUAAAAAAAUAAUUCUUAUUUUAAUACUGUUUUAUCCAUCGAUACUACGACGCAUAAAGAUAUAAUGCGAACACACACACGCGAAUAAAAAACUAUCAUUGUUGUGACGUUUGUAAAACGUAUACGAUCGCAUAUGUGAAUUUAUCGAAGAAACCCGAAAGUUAAUCUUCGUACAGUUUAUGGCACACUUGUGAAUUCUCACCCAACAACUGAAACUCAAUAUUUUGGUGGUAGUUUUGACAAAAAAUAUCUGAGAAAUGAAGAGAAAAAGAAUUGAUCGUUUUUUGAGAUAUUUUCAUCCCUUUGCUCGAACUCAUUUUUAUUACGGAUUGUUGAGUGAGAUUCGGUGGUAUUAGCCAGAAAGACAAAUUUCUUGAUGUAUAAAAGAAAAGACUUUAUCAACACGUUUACUAGAGAUUACGAACUAUAUUUAUUUUUAUAAAUAAUUGUAUGGAUCGAUACACGGAGGAUGUGAAAAAUGUUUGCAAGCGAUUUGAAAAUUGUCGAAGCAGCGCUGAUUAAUACAGAGGAAGACAUAGCGAGAGAGAAAAUGAAGAAAAAAUCAGAAUUUGUGCAAUCGUAACAUAAUCACAAUUUUCUGCACUGCACUAUUUUUCCAGGUAACUGGAGGAAAUCCAAUGUACCAGAGUCGCACAACCUACGAUCAAGAACACUCGAUCUUUAGCUUUUAGAAACAAAAGAUAAACUAUCACGUCCCGAUGAAAGUAAUUCCUCCCUCUCCGGAUAUGGCAGUGAAAAAAUGAGAGAUAUCGAAGGAAAACAUACUUUGAUCUAACUGUUGAUAUUGCACAAAAUUAUUUUACCAAAAGUUUCACCGAAUUUAUUCCUCGCAUGUAGAUUAAUUAAAAUUAAUCAAAAAUAGAAUUUCAGAUAACAUCAUCCAAAUGAUAGAUAGUAUUUGAAGAAUUCACCCCCGAGCUACAUGUAUCAACGAUAACUUUCAUUUUUCUCGUCUAUGGAAUAUGUCAGAAGAGUGUUGAAAUCUUUUUCUUUUAGGUCUUCCUUCUAUAUGCUUCAUAGGAAAACAAUUAUCUAAAUGCGUAUCUUUUAUUAUUGUAUUUUGAAUUGUAUCAUAUUUUUUUGACUUGAAGUUAUGCAAAGUUAUGUAUUCAAUAUGAAUAUUAUAUUUAUUGUUAUCCAGAA
This is a messenger RNA of Venturia canescens, 7375 nucleotides long. RefSeq lists its product as uncharacterized. Bases 161 to 4567 code for a protein of 1468 amino acids. Gene Ontology annotation, cellular component: cytoplasm. The transcript has 11 exons. Gene Ontology annotation, molecular function: protein binding. Gene Ontology annotation, biological process: regulation of GTPase activity; signal transduction. The record is from RefSeq and is a predicted model, not a curated record. NCBI's taxonomy places the organism in Eukaryota, Metazoa, Arthropoda, Insecta, Hymenoptera, Ichneumonidae.